AUGUCUUCGGAAAAGAUCCACGACCCCGACUACUUUGCCCCUCCUCUGGGAGAGGAGGCGCCUCUUUCCCUCAAGCGCGACUGGUCCGAUGAGGAGGAAAAGCGGGCCAAGCGCAAGCUGGACUUUCUCAUCAUGCCGAUUCUGACCCUCGGCUUCUUCUGUCUUCAACUCGACCGCGGGAACAUUUCGAACGCGCUCACAGACAACUUUCUCAAGGAUAUUGGGAUCACGCAGAACCAGUUCAAUGUCGGGCAGCAGAUGCUGUCGCUCGGCAUCGUGCUCUUCGAGGUACCGAGCAAUAUGGUGCUCUACCGUGUCGGCCCUGGCAAGUGGCUCACCCUCCAACUUUUUCUCUUUGGCAUUGUCUCGACAUUCCAGGCCUUCCAGACUGGGUACAGCGCAUUCAUCCUCACGCGCUUCCUUCUUGGCCUCACUGAGUCCGGCUUUAUUCCUGGUGGUCUCUGGACGCUAAGCACGUGGUACACGCGUUCUGAAACCGCCAAGCGUGUCAUGUUCUUCUACUUUGGCAACCAGAUUGGUCAGGCGAGCUCCAAGCUCCUCGCCUACGGUAUUCUCCACAUGCGCGGUGUUGGAGGCAAGACGGGCUGGUUCUGGCUCUUCGUCCUCAUGGGCGGAUUCACCAUUCUCGGCGGCUUCGUGUUUGGUUUUUGCCUCCCCGACUCGUUUGCCAACCCCCGCUCGACCUUUUUGCCGUGGUACGACGGCUGGUUCACCGAGCGCGAGCUGCAUAUCCUGCGCGGCCGUGUGCUUCUUGACGACCCAGCCAAAGGCAAGAAGAAGAAGAGUAUCGAUAGUGGAGCAUUCAAGCGGGCAUUCUUCAACUGGCGUCUUUGGAUCCAUCUUCUUGUGACGCUCUGCAAUAACGGCCCGCAACGUGGAUUCGACACCUACUCGCCGUCGAUUGUCAACUCGUUUGGUUACGGCCACCUCAAGUCGAACGCUAUGGCCUCUGUCGGUUUCUGGAUCCAAGUACCCCUCUCCUACCUCUUUUCAUACGUGAGCGACCACUUCAACCGCCGCGGCGAGACCGUUCUCGUCGGUCUCAGCUGCCACCUCCUAGGCUACAUUUUCAACCUCUCCUUCUCCGGCCGCACGAGCAAAGGCGUACGCUACUUUGGCGUCAUCUGGACACAGGCGUUUGGCACUUUCUCACAUCCCCUCAAUAUCGCGUGGAUGAGCCUAACGGCCCGCGACUCGGAGGAACGCGCCCUCGCCAUGGCCAUGGUCAUUAUGGGCGCCAACACUGCAGGUAUUUACGGCGCGCAGAUCUUCCGCUCAGAGGACAAGCCGCUGUAUCGCAGAGCCUUCGGGAUCGGGAUCGGCGUGCUCACUGUUGGUGUGCUCCUCGCUGCUGUCCGCUAUGUCGACCACCGUAUCACCAAGCGCCGUGCCAAGCAGUCGACCGCGCCGCACAACGAAACUGUUGUCGGCUCGUCGCCGGGGUCGGAGAAAGACUACGGGUCGACCACGGCCGACUCGCACUCCAAGGUUUAA
This is a messenger RNA of Cutaneotrichosporon cavernicola, 1515 nucleotides long. RefSeq lists its product as uncharacterized. Gene Ontology annotation, molecular function: transmembrane transporter activity. Gene Ontology annotation, cellular component: membrane. The transcript has 3 exons. Lineage: Eukaryota; Fungi; Basidiomycota; Tremellomycetes; Trichosporonales; Trichosporonaceae. Gene Ontology annotation, biological process: transmembrane transport. Bases 1 to 1515 code for a protein of 504 amino acids. The record is from RefSeq and is a predicted model, not a curated record.